UGGAGGCGGAUACCAGUCCACCUGACCCUGUGGUGGAUUCCUAAAUGAAGAUGCUGGAUGCCCAGUCUCGUCGCUUGUAUUUGCUACUUUUAGCGUUCGGGUUUCACCUCGGAGGAGCGGCAGAGGUGUCAGUAUGGAGCGUAAAUAUAAACUCGACAAAGUAUGCCGUGUUUCGGAAGACGCUGUACGCCAACACCACCAUCUUUAUGAGGUUUCUAAAUGACACAGGCUCAUGUGACCGAAAUCUGGCAUUUAACAUCAGCUGGUACCUGCGCUCGUCCGUUUGCUAUAACGAGGUCUUUAACACACCGGACAACAAAGCGAUGAACAUGUUCGGCAUGGACCACAUGCUGAAGGAUGGCUGGAGUGGCUUCUACAGCCAGGGCUACAUGUACUUUGAGAACUGCUCCUCCCUCUUUGUCCCCAAGGUUUAUUUCCCAGAAUUCAACCCGUAUCAGCCCCUCUCCAGUCCAAAGAGUGACCCAUCAAAUCAGACCCUUACUUGGCCCGACAAGCCGGAUAUCAGUGCCGUGGCUAAAGCGUGGGAAAACGGUCCCUACCUGUUCAUAGUCAAGGUGUUGUUCCGGGGAGUUGAGGACGAAGACGUCAGUCCUGAGCAGCUCAGCUUUUCUUUCACAAUGAGUGUGGAGAUGAAAGGACCACAUGACUAUUCCUCCCCGGCAGACUGGCCCCUGAUGAUCUUCUUCAUGGUGAUGUGCAUUGUGUACGUGUUGUUCGGGGCGCUCUGGCUCUUCUGGUGCGCCUGCUACUGGAGGGAUCUGCUACGGAUCCAGUUCUGGAUCGGCGCCGUCAUCAUCCUCGGCAUGCUGGAGAAGGCGGUCUUCUACUCCGAAUACCAGAGCAUCCGUUACAAAGGAGACUAUGUUCUAGGUGCUGUGAUCUUCGCUGAGCUGCUCUCCGCGCUCAAAAGAUCUCUGGCUCGUAUCCUGGUGCUCAUAGUCAGCCUGGGUUAUGGUAUAGUCAAACCUCGGCUGGGUACCACGGUGCAUCGUCUGGUAGCCGUUGGGCUUCUCUACCUCCUUUUCUCCUCAGUGGACGGCGUAUUGAGAGUGACCGGUGGUUUCUAUGGAACAGUGGCCCUCGUGGCUAAUCUUAGCCUCUCUCUCAUCGACUCCUGUGUCAUGUGGUGGAUUUUCAUCAGUUUGUCACAAACCACUCGACUCCUGAAGCUCCGCAGAAAUGUUGUGAAGCUGUCUUUAUAUCAGCACUUUACCAACACGCUCAUCUUCUUCGUUGUCGUUUCGAUCAUAUUUAUCAUCUGGACCACCAAGGUGUUCAGGCUGGUCGACUGUCAGCGGAGCUGGCGGGACCUGUGGGUGGACGACGCCUUCUGGCGUCUCCUGUUCUCCACUAUGCUGCUGGUCAUCAUGGUGCUGCUGAGACCUUCAGCUAACAGCCAGAGGUUCUCUCAUUCCCCUCUUAUUGAUGAAGAUGAUGAAGAAGAUGAAGCAAAAGAACCAAUGAUUAAUGAAGCUUUCGAGGGAAUGAAGAUGAGGGGCUCGAAGCCAGAUGCUAACGGCUCCCAGAAACUCCUGAGCAAAGAGGAUGAGGACCUGAAGUGGGUGGAAGAGAACAUCCCUACCUCCGUUGCUGACGUAGCUCUCCCUGUUAUGCUGGAUGAGGAAGAGGAGAUUCUGAAAACUAAGAUGGAAAGAUCUAAAAUGGAGUAGAGCAAAAUCCCCAAGAAGACACUUUAAGGGGAAGAAAAGAAGUUCCACUGAGGCAGCAAUGAAUGGGAACUAAAAAGUUUGAUCCGCCUCUUGCUUUGUGGAGGAAAACUAACACGUUUAUAUAGCAGAACAUUCUCCUUAAUAUCUCAUUGGUUUCACCUCCGUGUCUUCGAACCCAAAGAAUUAACCCAUAACCAUGGCGAUUGCAUUGAUAUGUAUGUCGCUGAGGAUAAUCUCCAUGGCCUCCUCCUCACUGAUGGAGUUAGUCUACUUUUAGAACAUGCAGCAUUAUGGACGUCUCGUGUAGCGCUGAGAACAGGGGGGGUAUUGUUGUUGAGAGGUGGCUCUAGUUAACAGAGUUCCAACACUUUAACAUUGUGCGCCGCACUUAUCUGAAUAAAGUAUGUGUUUAAUAAUUGAUCACAAGAGCCUGUUUCAUAUUAGAUUAGGAAUUCACUUAGAUCUGUUAAACAAAAUUCGAUUUUUUUAUCUAUGUGAAGAAUGUGCUGCCCUGUUUUUUUUUCUGGUGUGAAGGUGAACCCCUUUGACCUUUUUAACUAUUUGCUCACAUAACAGCCAAACACUUUCACUCUAUUUAGCUUGAAUUUUAUACAACAAACAAAAAUGAUGAUUAACUAAUCAGAUUGUUUCCAUUUUUAUUUUACAGUAAGUGGAUAAUUAUAGCAUGUUUUUGUUUUUUUUUUAACCUAGAUACAAGUCUUUUUGGGUACAUCUCUACUGGCUUUUCUCUCCUAGAGAAAGUCCUGCUAAACAUCCGUCAGAUUUGUCAGAGAGUUGUGAACAUAAACUUUAAAGUUAGGCCUGGACUUUGACUACUUCAUUCCAACAGAUGGAUAUGCACUUCAAAAACUGAAAUAUAAGUCUCAGUUUCUUAAAAUAAGUUAAUUUUCUCUUGUUUUGAGCAUGCCAGUAAGACAUUUUGCCAAUGGAAAGAGAUGAUUUAUGAUUAAAAUAAGAAAAAAGGUUUCUUAGUUCAGGUGUAAAAUAUGUUAUUAAACUACAAACUACUUUUUCUAUUGGCACAUUACCUCAUAUACCUGCUCACAUUUAGGUAAAAUACGCUUAUUUUAAGAACAUUUUAUGCAUUUUUAUAUCAGUUUUUGUAGUGUGCCUCAAUCUAAAUCCUUCCCCUGGAGUUCUUAAAGUUUUAUUCCUGCAGGAAGGUGAAGCUAUUUUUGUCACUUCAGCUGCCUCCAUCUACCCAGUUAUCCCUGAGCAGUUUCCUAGUUACUGCUGGAGUAAAGCAUUAUUCUCCCUACACCAUAUUUUUAGUUUUAUGGUGGCACUCUGUGUUAAUUGUUGAUCAUACAUAACUUCAUCAUUUUGGCCAAACAAACUUGAUAAUUGCUCUCAUCUGACCAGAGCAGGUUUGCUCCAUCCCCUCAGUGAACAUACUGUCUUUUUGAACUCUGGCUUUCCUCUUUGUCCUAAAGGUUACUUUUAUGGAUCGUUGUGACUAAUUGUCCUGCUGACCUGAGACGUGAAUCAGUUACCCGUUGCCUUUUAGCUCCUCUGAUUCAUCCUCUCCUUGCUCACACUGUCAGUUUUGACAGGCAGCCAUUUCAAAUAAUUUUCUUUCUGUUUUUAGGGUAUGGAUUGAAUAUUGCUCAGAGCUUGGGGUGACAUUUUAUAACCUAACCGUGCUUUUAACAUCUCCACAGCUGACCUGACUCUUGUGUCCCUCGGUCAUCAUGAUGCUGUUUGUUCACUGAGGCCUUCAUAGAACAGAAUGAGAUCAGAGUGGAUUCUAUUUAUUCUUUGAUUUCUGAUGACUCCUGGUGGAACUGGAUUUAAUUUAUAGGUAUAAGAGUAGAGGGAGCUAAACUCAGAUGCAUGCCUCACUUAGAAAUGUAUAUGUUCAAGGCACUCUAUCAAAACGGUGUAAAUUUUCUCUAAGGUUAUGUUUAUACGUAUAAGCUCACCGAGCUGUUAUUUUCCUCUAUUGCUACGUAAAAGGAGAUAUUUCUGUUCUGUUAAUAAAUACUGAAAAUAAAUAACCAGAAAUAAAGAGCACACAUGUGAAAAGAUGCAUAUUUUUCUUUUAUUAAAGGUUAAAUUCUGCUGCUGUUUCAACCAGAUUCAAUAUUACAUCUGGUAUUAUUCUGUCUAAUGUUGAUGUGGUGUAGGGCAAAAAAGUAUGAUUCACGUGAUUUGAUAGCAUGUAUGCUAAAAAUCUCAUUGCACUAAUUAGAUAAAUCAUCCAACGCCACAUCAAAACUGAAUAUUAUAACAAAUUCAUUGGUUACAAUUAAGUCUUUCAAGGCUUUUUUCUAUCACUCAGUAUUUUCUUUCUUGCUUCACUUAGUUGUCUGAAUGCUCCUUUCAUUAAUGAAAAUAUAUGUAGAUAGAUAAAAAUCCUUGAGUUCUCUUUUUAUAUGGAUCUAAAUAUAGUUCUGUCUUUUUUUGUAGAGAAACUUUUGAUGUUCUUUAAGGAUUUUAAUCUGUUGUGAAGCUUUUUGCACAUG
Molecule: messenger RNA, 4177 nt
Organism: Cyprinodon variegatus (sheepshead minnow)
Lineage: Eukaryota; Metazoa; Chordata; Actinopteri; Cyprinodontiformes; Cyprinodontidae
Product: transmembrane protein 87A-like
Exons: 20
Coding region: 45-1691 (548 amino acids)
Biological process (GO): retrograde transport, endosome to Golgi
Cellular component (GO): Golgi apparatus; Golgi cisterna membrane
Source: RefSeq, a predicted model, not a curated record